This is a messenger RNA of Alternaria burnsii, 423 nucleotides long. RefSeq lists its product as uncharacterized. The coding region runs from base 1 to 423 and encodes 140 amino acids. The record is from RefSeq and is a predicted model, not a curated record. NCBI's taxonomy places the organism in Eukaryota, Fungi, Ascomycota, Dothideomycetes, Pleosporales, Pleosporaceae. The transcript has a single exon.
AUGUCUUCUACCCACCACCAAAGUCAUGUCCAUCCGAACUACAACACCCUAACUCAUCCCAACCAACUUUUCUCAGCCCCCUAUCGCCCGCCACCUUCGAGUCUCUUCACUCAAAGAGGAGUCAAACCACCCCCUAGACUCGACAUACCACAAGCUCAGAACCCACCGCCGAGGCUUUCUCCUCACCACGGCCACAGUCCGCCUCAAAUCUUCUACACUCAACAAGGUCGAUACCAGCCUCCAGGCCUCGAUGUCCAACGCGGUCAAUUUCCAGUAGAACUCCACGAAGCUUGGUAUCACCGAGAUAGCCAGCACGGCUGCCCUGGAUGUGUGCAUGAGAGGCUCGUACCUCACACUUUCAGCAGAUUCCAUUGGCCGGCGUGUCCUGUGUCUGCGACGAGGGAAAUGGCUGCUUGGAUGUGA